UCUGAAGUUCUCUCUCUUCCGUGACUGCGCUUGAGCCUCUGAAGCCGAAAAUUUUCAUCCCUGAGAAAUUUUCAGGUUCCGAUCUGAAUCUCCUUCUCUGUUUCACUUGCUUCCAUGGCGAUGAUCUCUUUUCAGCCUCCAUUAAAGUCGUUUGCGGUUCCUCUAGUUCCUUUAUAUAACCCUAAAUCUGUCGCCGUCAGUUGCAGUUUGUCUCUUCCAUCCAGAACCGUCGUUACUGCCGUUGAACCUGCACCAGUCUUCGCCUCCGUGAAGGCAUUCGCUCCGGCAACCGUCGCUAAUUUAGGCCCUGGCUUUGACUUCCUUGGCUGCGCCGUUGAUGGCUUGGGCGAUUUCGUCUCUCUCAGCGUUGAUUCCAAUGUUCGUCCAGGUGAGGUCGCAAUCACUAAUAUUACAGGCAAUGACCCUAAUAAACUCAGUAAAAACCCUCUGUAUAAUUGCGCUGGCAUCGCCGCCAUUGAGGUUAUGAAAAUGCUAGGGAUUCGAUCUGUCGGUCUUUCUCUUACGCUUGAGAAAGGUCUACCGCUGGGGAGUGGAUUGGGAUCGAGCGCAGCGAGUGCCGCAGCUGCGGCGAUUGCUGUUAAUGGAUUGUUCGGCGGAAAAUUAGGAGUCGAGGAUUUGGUUCUCGCAGGGCUGAAAUCGGAAGAGAAAGUUUCUGGAUACCAUGCGGACAAUGUCGCACCUGCGAUUAUGGGCGGUUUCAUUCUGAUCCGGAAUUACGAACCCUUGGAAUUGAUCCGCCUGAGAUUCCCGGUUGAGAAGGAGCUGUUCUUCGUAUUGGUAAGCCCGGAAUUCGAAGCUCCGACGAAGAAAAUGCGUGCUGCCCUGCCAGCUGAAGUUGGGAUGCCGCACCAUGUGUGGAAUUGCAGCCAAGCAGGGGCGUUGGUAGCGGCUGUGCUGCAGGGAGACGUGAUAGGAUUGGGCAAAGCUUUGUCCUCCGACAAAAUUGUAGAGCCAACGAGAGUUCCGUUGAUUCCAGGGAUGGGUGGGGUCAAGAAGGCGGCCAUUGCAGCCGGGGCAUUCGGAUGCACCAUUAGUGGUGCAGGGCCGACGGCGGUGGCAGUGACCGACAACAAGGAGAGGGGGAAGGAGAUCGGUGAAAGUAUGGUUAUGGCGUUUAUGAGGGAAGGGAAUCUGAAAGCUGUGGCAUCUGUAAAGAGACUGGAUCGAGUUGGUGCAAGGCUCAUCGGAUCCACUCCCAUAGAUAGAGUUUAAUCAGAGAAUUUGUUUAUGAUGCUUUGAUGCUGCUGCUGCUUCUAAUUCUAUUGCUUACUCUGGCUCCAUUAGAGGACUGGUUAAUAAAUCAUGAUGAUUCCGCCAUGGAAAUGAGCUCUGAAACCUACUGUUUAUGCGGAAUUCUCAUGGCUUUUUUGUUGGUUCUUUUGGUUGCAGAGGCAUGGUUUGUAACAAAUCUUGUGCUGAUUUUCUGUUCCUUAAAAGACUUCAUUUCGUAUGGGUUUUUGAUUACCUUGUGUUCCUUCAAAACUUGAUGAUCCACAGAA
Messenger RNA from Cucurbita maxima (winter squash), 1520 nucleotides. Its product is annotated as homoserine kinase. Gene Ontology annotation, molecular function: homoserine kinase activity; ATP binding. NCBI's taxonomy places the organism in Eukaryota, Viridiplantae, Streptophyta, Magnoliopsida, Cucurbitales, Cucurbitaceae. The record is from RefSeq and is a predicted model, not a curated record. The coding region runs from base 115 to 1233 and encodes 372 amino acids. Gene Ontology annotation, biological process: L-threonine metabolic process. The transcript has a single exon.